AAGCCGGCCACAAACAAACAAACUGACAAAAAGGAUAGAAUGAUGUAUCUCUACAUUCACGGGGCUAAAAUUGCAAGUCUGACUAAUAAGUGUUUUUUGAGUGAGAAAAGAAAGAAGAGAGAAGAAGAAGAUAAGAUCGAUGGAGCAGAAGCUUUCUUCAGUAGCGAAAAUGCUAACAUGUUCACCAAUACAGCAACUUUCUUAUCUUGCCCAAACAUGUAAUGCCAUCAACCUUGCCGAAGGUUUCCCUGAUUUCCCUGCACCUUCCUACCUCAAAGACGCUGCCAUCUCCGCAAUCCGCUCUGACUUCAAUCAGUACAGGCAUGUUCAACAAAUAUGUGAUUACGUCGCUUAUCAACUCAAACAAAUGCAUGGCCUACACGUUGAUCCUCUCACUGAUGUUGUCAUAUGUUGUGGUCAAUCUGAGGCUUUUGCUGCCGCAAUGUUUGCAGUAAUAAAUCAGGGUGAUGAAGUCAUCUUAUUCGAUCCAUCCUACGAAACAUACGAAACAUGCAUUAGGCUGGCUGGCGGGGUCCCAGUGUAUGUAGCACUUGAUCCCCCUCAUUGGAGUCUGGAUCCAAAGAAACUAGCAAAGUCAUUUACUGGCAGGACAAAAGCUAUUGUCCUCAACAGCCCUCACAAUCCAACUGGAAAGGUUUUCACUAGGGAUGAGCUUGAGAUUAUUGCUGAAACUUGCUGCACCUGGGAUAUUCUAGCUGUAACAGACGAGGUAUAUGAACAUAUAACCUUUGACGAGGAGAGGCACAUAUCAAUUGCCACAUUUCCAGGAAUGCAGAAGCGGACCAUCAUCACAUCUUCCUUGUCAAAAAGUUUUAGUGUGACUGGUUGGAGGAUUGGCUGGGCAAUUGGCCCAGCUUGCUUCGCAUCUGCAAUCAGGAACAUCCAUGUUAAAAUUACAGACUCUGCUCCUGCACCUUUCCAGGAAGCUGCCUUGACCGCUUUGAGAAGUUCGCCCGAGUACUUUGAUGCAUUGAGACAAGACUAUAAAUCAAAAAGAGAUUACUUGGCUCAGGUGCUUACAAAAAUUGGUUUCCAGGUCUCCGUCAUGCCUAAGGGUUCCUUUUUCCUAUUCAUGGAGCUUCCCCCGACAUGCACACUUUCUGAUGUUGACUUUGUUGAGGCAUUGAUUAAACAAGCUGGGGUGGUUGCUGUACCGGGCUGUGUAUUUUUCCACCCGGACCCCGAUUCGUCAACAAAAGAAGAGGACCUUUCUCCGACUGCUAUUAGCUGCCACACCAGGUAUAUCAGGUUUGCGUUCUGCAAGAGUGAGGAAACAUUAGCUGCUGCUUCACAAAAGCUAACCGAGCUCAUGGAUGGCUCUAGAGGACUGGAGCUAUUUUAAAUUGGAUUUGCCUUGAUUAGCCUCGUUUCCAGUCCACGUCCAUGAGAAGUGGAAGCUUAGCUUCAAGUUGGUUGGAAGCAACAAGAAAUAUAAACAGCUGCAAUAGAAGAUUGAUGCCGUUUGUUCUUUGCCCCCAGUCCCACCCCUAUAUUGCUAUUAAAGCGAGAAUGCAACGUUGAUAAAGAAAUUACAAGGAUAAUCAUUCAUUUUCUCGACUUGUAGCUUAUAUACCAAAUGAAGGAAGUUAUAUAACAACUCGAAAAAGUAACUUGAGAAAAGUUGAAUAUUUAUAUGUCAAAUGUGGAAGAAAGCUCAAAUCUUUUGCAA
This is a messenger RNA of Capsicum annuum, 1690 nucleotides long. RefSeq names its product methionine aminotransferase. Gene Ontology annotation, biological process: biosynthetic process. The coding region runs from base 140 to 1363 and encodes 407 amino acids. The transcript is spliced from 8 exons. Gene Ontology annotation, molecular function: pyridoxal phosphate binding; L-kynurenine:2-oxoglutarate transaminase activity. Gene Ontology annotation, cellular component: cytoplasm. NCBI's taxonomy places the organism in Eukaryota, Viridiplantae, Streptophyta, Magnoliopsida, Solanales, Solanaceae. The record is from RefSeq and is a predicted model, not a curated record.